Messenger RNA from Sparassis crispa, 5829 nucleotides. RefSeq names its product Helicase SEN1. Gene Ontology annotation, biological process: termination of RNA polymerase II transcription. Lineage: Eukaryota; Fungi; Basidiomycota; Agaricomycetes; Polyporales; Sparassidaceae. Gene Ontology annotation, cellular component: nuclear body. Gene Ontology annotation, molecular function: helicase activity; transcription termination site sequence-specific DNA binding. The coding region runs from base 1 to 5829 and encodes 1942 amino acids. The transcript has 12 exons. The record is from RefSeq and is a predicted model, not a curated record.
AUGGCCUCCUCGUCUCCGGAUAAUGAAAAGGUCAAAGCUGAAGUCACGAAGCUCCGUGAUAACCCCACUAAUCUCCCGUCCGAGGCGGUGCUGGCCCUCGUCUGCAACUACUUGAUCGGACCGCCUCAAAGACCUCCUGAGCCGCGCAAUGUCUUUGAGCAUUGGUUCUGCUCUCGUGCAGAUGAUCUUACUGUUCAGGUCGCUACGUUUCUCAUCCGGUUGCACGCAUACCAUAGUGCUCGAGUGGAGGUCUGGCGGCAGCAGUUGCGAGCAUGCCUCGCCCAGUGUUGCGAUUGCGUUCGAGGGCUGCAGGAAAAGAAAGUGAGCUCAAGGCAUACGUAUUUUGGUGCCUUCAGUGAAGAGACCUUACGAGGCUUCUACGAUGAUUUCAACCAAUGGGAGCUGAAGAUCGUGCUUUCGGGGCUUGCAGAAGUCAAGAUUUUGCCUGAUCCUGUACAACCUCCUCGGCGUACUUUGUCUGAUGCUCCCGCUGCCAUCGUAUACCACAUGUUCUCCAAUUUGCGCAUAUUUCAGGAUACCCGCAUACUCUCAGUCAUACACUCGCAUGUUCCAAGCACUCCUAUAUCUAGCUGGCCCGCCGAUAUUCCACCUCCGGGUUUAAUCUUCCUUCGAGUAGACAAGAUGCCAGAGGCUCGACGUUGGGCCGAGCAACAGUUAACUAUGUAUAAGGCAUCCCCUAUGGCCGUGAAGCACUUCCUCCCCACAUAUAUAACGGUCCUGGCCACCGUGAUUGAAGCAGUGAUGUCAGGACCUCCCUUCUCAGCUGUUGACGGGAAAAACCUCUCCCUGCAGCUUGCUCAAGAUCCCGAUAUCCUCUGGUCAGGGUUUCCUACGAUACUACGCUUUGUACCUGUCGAGUAUCUCAGAUUUAGCCAGUCGAUGCUCUUUGAUCUUCGUCACGUUGUGGCUGGCCAUAUACACGACACUGGAAGCCACUUUGUCAAUGUUCUCAAAUGCUUCCUGUUAAUCCUCACAAGAAUGGGCCCGGCAAUGUGGGAAGGAGAGACUACGGAGUACCCUCAAAUGAUCUUCACUUCCAUUAAGGACAAUACACGAUAUCUUGACGCGUUACAGAGCCUCGAAACGACUCGCAGAGACAAUUGGCUUUUUAGUUGGAUCGAGACGUAUCUCAAGACCAUUGGAAAGUUGCCAAUUAUCAAGGAGGUACUCCCGACGAUAAUGCAGUUCUUGUGCGAAGAAUUACAGCACGAGCGCUUCCAGCAGGUGCGCCCGGUGGCAAUGACUAUCGCUGCGCGGAUUAUGUUCGAGGUUUCCUCUCAAUCGGAGAAGGAAGGAUCGUGUUGUCAUGAAGACGUGGUGAGGGCAAUCAUGGAUAUCCACGCCAGCGUCUUCGUCUCCGUAGCCUUCGCCCGCGCUUACGGGGACGACAGUUGGGCAGAGGCGCGAACACAGACGCGCAAGGCCAUCAAAUUAAUACUGGAGAAGGAUGUCAAGAACGUCCUUAUCGCUGUCUCUUAUCUGUGCGGGCUCUCCGAGCAGCCUGUUACUCUUUCUCCACCCACGGUGCGCGAGCAGGUAUGGAGAGGGAUGUACGAAAAUAUCCAACCUGGCGACUCGGGCGGGAUCGCUAUGAUGGUCUCCAUCCUCGCCGAGAUAGCCCACAUAGAUGAACUCAAGGAAUCAGCAUUAGCCGAUAGGAUCGCAAAUUCGGGCCGUGCGGAGGCAUUCCGAGGAGCAUUUACUAGUGUGAAUCAUGCUCUAAGUGUGAUCUGCACCGGUUUCGGAGAGGCGAUCAGCAGAUACUUGGAUCUCAGUAUGCCGUCAAUUAUCGCCGAUCUUUUUCGCAGGACCGAAGUAGUGAAGAAGGUCAUGAUCCUCAUGUUUUCACCUGUCGAAGCCAUCCGAGAGCCAGCGCAGUCUCUUGCAGGCUUGGCCUUCGAUGUGGAAGUCCGCCUGGAUUGUUUCCGCGCAUUAUUGGAACGAUAUCCAAACGCGGCGAUGGGUGGCUUGAUGGAGUUUCUGCGGACCUAUGUUCGAUUCGCUAACGUUUCCCCAGAGGCGUGCAGCCUUUCCAAGGCCCUCGCACGCUGCCUGACAGAUAUCAUAGACCUGCUGUGCUCCAGUCCGGACGGGCUGCUUCUCAAGGAGGAUUUCUUGAAAUCUGGCGUCGGUUCAACGCUUCCCGCUCAGCUACCGGAAUGGUGGAAUCUCAUGACGCAGGCGUUGUCCGUAAUAUUCUCGAAGACACCGAAAUGGGCUAUCUACUUCGACAAUGUGGACAUGAUCUUGUGGAUGCGUGAUGCUCUCAUUUUCGGGAGAGAUAUGCUGGCUCAACGAAGGAUAAUCGAGACUGGCACCUUGAUCCAGACACGCCAAGCCUUUCAGUCCGGUGACAGAAAGCUGUCUCGGGUUGGCAAGUGCAUGGUGGAUAAUUUGCAACAGGUCUUAUCGGAGUUGGCGCGGUGGCUGCGUCUCACAGACGAGGAGCUUUUGCAUCAGUCCUUCGCUCUGUUGGAAUCGCUGCUGGCAUGUUUCGAGGAGACUGGCGUACGCCCAUUGCCUAGUACUCUUCAGAAAUUGCAAAAGCAUAUCGAUGAUGCGCGGAAGAAAGACCCGAAACGACCACAGACGAAGUUGGAUACUUCCCGGUUAGCGAGACUACAGGAUGCGAUUAGCUCCUUUGAUGAGGAAGACGAGGUACAAAUCAUUUCUCACAAACUUCCGGAGUCGAAGGUGCCACCUAUACCAUCGAAGCACGGAGCCGCGGAAGUAAAGGGGAGAGCAGCCUCUGGUCAAAGCAUCGUGCGGAAACCUGUUAUUGAAUCAUCGAAGCCGAGGCCUCCUGUUAUCCGCAGACCAUCCGCGAAGCCUUCAGUGUCUAGUUAUUAUACUGCAGAAGACCAGAAGAAACUCGAUUCAGAUAUCUCGUUGCCGAGGUUGUCAAGAUCCAAAAGACCUGAUGGCAUCUCUCCCGCUACCAGUGGUCAUCCUCAUGCAACAUCCAAACGCGACAUUAUGCCAACUCGGGCUGCAGCCUCGGUGUCACCUUCCAGCAGUGAAAAUGACGAGAGUGAUGAUGGAGGCGCAGGCCUUGCUUCGCUUUCCAAGUUGCAGAAGACUCCCACCAUCAAGAAACCCGCCGAACGACGACAGGUGAUGCUCUUGGAUAUGCCUACGCAUCGGCAGAACCAUGCUUUGGAACGUAUUAACAAACGCGAGGAUGCUCGUCGCACGCAGUUGCGUCUCAAGCCUGACAUAUCUAGCCUUCACCGGACCCUGCUGUCCUGGGACUAUGACAAUGACGGCCCGGAUCCACCCGGUGAAAAGCUGAAGCUCGCACCGGUUCCACCACGAUUUACAGAUCCUCAGCACUUCCGCCGUAUCUUUGAGCCUAUGUUACUAUUGGAAUGUUGGACGCAACUUGUUGAAUCGAAGACAGAGCCGUGUGACAAAUAUGAAUGUCGCAUAGCGAGUCGCCAAUUCAUCGACGACUGGCUGGACAUGGAUAUUACGAUAAACGAAAAUGUAGGGAAGGAUUUCAAACCUUCGGAUGCAGAUAUAGUUUUGCUCCGCCAUCCAGGAACCAGGAGAUGUAUUCUUGGAAAGGUGCAGAGUUACAGAGCAACAUCUCUUGGAAUUCAAGCCACAGUUCGAUGUUGCACACGCAAUAAGGAUCCUGGGCUUCAGAUCAAUACCAUUUGGCUUCUCAGCAAAGCUUUGAGCUUGGCGACACUUCAUCGUGAAUAUGCUGCGCUUCUGGCUUUGCCAUGCUACGACUUAUGCGGUGCUAUACUUCAUGCCGAGGUCUCAAUGCCGCGAGUUAUUGAUGCGAAGGAAGUCCAGCGGACGAUGACUGAGUACAAGGUGAACGAACCUCAAGCCAGAGCUAUCCUCAACUCCUUGCAGGUCAAGGGGUUUGCAUUGAUUCAGGGCCCCCCUGGAACGGGAAAAACGUCUACGAUUUGCGGUCUGGUCCAUGCAUUCUUGUCGCGGCGGCCUAAACCCGCUACUGCUAUCCAUGCGGGAAGAAAUGCAAGUUCGGCUGACAAGGAACCGGUCAAGAAAAUCCUCUUAUGUGCUCCUAGUAAUGCUGCCAUAAACGAGAUAGCGAACCGUCUCAAAGAGGGCGUUUGUGGUGCUGGCCAACGGGCCGUAUGUCCCAAAGUCGUCAGGGUCGGCACAAUCAGCAGUAUGAUCAGCAUCAAGGACAUAUCCUUGGAGUAUCUGAUGGAUCAGAAGCUUAAUGCUAGCCAGGAUGGACAGAAUUUCAUGAAGGAUGCAGGUGGCGAGAUGGUGCACUUACGGGCUGAGCUUGAGUCCGUCAAGCAUCUACGGCAGCAGAAGCUCGAAGAUAUGACUGCAAUCCAUGACAAUACCGCCAAGACGUUUGCACUAGAGGAAGAGGUGAAAAAACUUAACAAACAGAAGAUGGCAUUGAUUCAUCAACUGGACAAAUUGAAAGACAAGCAGAAGUCGGAUUCAAGAACCCUUGAUGCCACUCGUCGCAGGUUCCGAACAGAGGUACUCCUGGAGGCUGAUGUCAUAUGCAGUACGCUCUCCGGAGCUGCAUAUGAAUACUUGGAAGAAUUAGAUUUCGAGUUGGUUAUCAUUGACGAGGCGGCACAAGCUAUAGAAUUGAGCUCUUUAAUCCCUUUGAAGUAUCGCUGCAGUCGCUGCAUCAUGGUAGGAGAUCCCCAGCAAUUGCCUCCUACUGUCAAGUCCCAGGAGGCAUGUAAGUUUGGAUACAACCAAUCUCUCUUUGUUAGAUUGCAGCAACGACAUCCAGAGGCUGUCAAUCUACUCAGUAUACAAUAUCGGAUGCAUCCUGAUAUCAGCCAAUUACCUAGCCGCUUGUUCUACGACCGCCGCUUGCAGGAUGGCCCUGAUAUGGGCACGAAAACAAAGAGACCGUGGCAUUCCCAUACAAAGCUAGGGACCUACAGGUUUUUCAACGUUUCUCAGGGUCGACAGGAGGACGGGCAAGGUGCUGGUCAUUCCUUGAUCAAUCGUGCUGAGUGCCAAGUUGCGGUUGCACUAUACAAUCGAUUGCGGCAUGAUUGUUCGUCCUUCGACUUCGACUUCAAAGUUGGCGUUAUCUCCAUGUAUCGGGGCCAAAUCAUAGAACUUCGUCGUGCGUUUGAGCAACGAUUUGGCGCCGACAUAUCUGGUACAGUGGAUUUCAACACCGUAGAUGGGUUCCAGGGUCAGGAGAAGGACGUCAUUAUCUUGUCGUGCGUUCGUGCUGGUCCCAGUGUACAGAGUGUAGGAUUUCUCAGAGAUAUCAGGCGAAUGAACGUGGCAUUGACUCGUGCUAAGUCAUCGCUCUUUGUACUUGGGCAUGCGCCAACGUUGGAAAGGAGCGACGAUAUGUGGCGAAACAUUGUCGAAGAUGCCAGAGCCAGGUCAUGUUUGGUAGAGGUUGAUGUUGCUUAUUUCACUUCGCCCGCUACGACGCAAACUCCGCCCUCGUCUCCAAAAGCUGUGAAACCUCAAAGCAAGAUCGAGAUGUCAAUUCCACCUGGUCUUCACACACCUCGUGAACUGAAGUCUCUCAUCAACCGCGAAGCGGCUAGGUCCCCCAAAGAGCCUCUGGGAGAGACUGAAGGGACGACAUCACCGACCUUAAAGAAAGGACAGAAAAGGCCAGCUGCAGACCAGGAGAUGGAAUUAGACAAACCAGCUGCUGCGUCCUUGCCCACCCAACCGCCACAGGAUCGUCCUGCGCCAAGACCUAAACUACCUCCUGCCAAGCGACCCAAACCACAGCCUAGUCUGUUCAUUCCCAAGAAGCGUCCUGUUCCUGAGGGUGGUGAAUCCGGCCCGAACGGUAGCAAAAGACGGCAUUGA